GUUUGUUUAUCUCGUUGCACUCAAGUUUACCGGCAGUUUCAAUGUUAUUGAAUCGAUUUGAUAAAUAGUUGAAAGGAAUAUUGAUAGCUAUGUGAGAUAAGAAGUUGAUUUGCUGGUAUAUAAAUAAGGGCGAUCAAACAAUGAGAUUAUUUGUCAGUUUUUAGUUCCGUUUUAAUAAAAGAAACAUGCUGAAAUUCUUUAUUUUGCUUUGCAGUACUUUAUUUUUAAGAUGCACAUGCAAUUUGCUGGAAUAUGAAGAGCUUUAUUUUACUCAACAGGUGGAUCACUUUGGAUUUACUACUAAUAAAACAUAUGAACAACGAUACCUCGCUAACUACAAAUAUUACAACCCAGUCAAUGGAAGCAUCUUCUUUUACACUGGAAAUGAAGGAGUCAUUGAUGUGUUCGUAAAUAACACCGGAUUCAUGGAAGAGAUAGCUCCUGAGUUCAGUGCUGCUGUUAUAUUUGCUGAACAUAGGUAUUAUGGGAAAUCAUUGCCUUUUGGAAAUCAUUCUUUUGAUAAUAACACAGUUAAAGGAUACCUGUCUUCGCAACAAGCUCUUGCUGAUUUUGCUAAUUUAAUCUACUAUUUAAAGAAUAAACUUCCAGGAGGUAAUAAGGCUCCUGUUGUAGCUUUUGGUGGCUCAUAUGGAGGAAUGCUAGCCGCCUGGAUUCGUAUUAAAUACCCACAUUUAGUGAAUGGAGCACUUGCAUCUAGUGCACCGAUAUUGCUCUUUACAAAUGAAGCAUCUUGCUACAAUUAUCCUGCAAUCAUUACUAAGGAUUUUAUGAAAUCUGGAAUAUCAUGUGCCAAGAACAUUCGAAGAUCAUGGGAAGUUAUUCGGAAGAUUGGAAAAUCAGAUAGUGGAGCCAAAUUUUUGUCAGAGACAUUUAAAACAUGCCAACUUAUCAGACCGUCAAACAUCAGCUUAUUUGUUGACUGGGUUUCAUCAACAUGGGAAUCCCUUGCUAUGACAGAUUAUCCAUAUCCAACAAAUUUCUUAAAUCCUUUACCUGGGAAUCCAAUUAAUGUAUCAUGCCAGUUUUUAUUGGAUGAAUCUGUUGAUGAUGAAACACUUGUUAUCAACAUUUAUAAGGCCGCAAGCGUAUUUCUUAAUUACACUGGAAAUACCAAGUGUAAUGAUGUGUUUCAAACUACGGGUCCGUCAAUUGACAGCGGGUUAUGGGACUAUCAGACCUGUACUGAGUUGGUGGAGCCAGUUUGUUCAUCAGGCACAACAGACAUGUUCGAGCCCAGACCCUGGAACUUCACUGAGUUUUCAGAAAAUUGUUGGAAGCAAUUUCAAGUCAGACCUAUCCCAAAUGUGGCUUCUGUGAUGUAUGGAGGAACAAAUAUCAUCUCCUCCAGUAACAUAAUUUUUACAAAUGGAAAAUUGGAUCCAUGGUCUGGUUCUGGUAUUUUACAAUCACUCUCUGAUACUCUGAUUGCAAUUGUUAUGGAUGGAGCGGCACAUCACCUAGAGUUGCGAUCCUCGAAUCCAGCUGAUCCUGAAUCUGUCAAAAAUGCCCGUAUUGUUAUUAGACGUUGGAUUCAUAAAUGGACUUCUAAGAAAGAAGAUUAUUAGCUAAUGGACCAGGCAAUCCCUACAAAUAUCAACGACUCGUCCCUAUUUACAGAAAGCGUGUGCACCUAACUCAAGUAUUGAAAUGAAAUUUAAGAAUCGAAAUUUAGUUACUUGAUUAUUUGAGAAUCCCAAGAUUUUUCAAGAACGAAAUGUAAAGUAAUAUUACUGAAUG
Argiope bruennichi is the source of this 1758-nucleotide messenger RNA. RefSeq names its product lysosomal Pro-X carboxypeptidase-like. Gene Ontology annotation, molecular function: dipeptidyl-peptidase activity; serine-type exopeptidase activity. Gene Ontology annotation, biological process: proteolysis. Lineage: Eukaryota; Metazoa; Arthropoda; Arachnida; Araneae; Araneidae. The transcript has 10 exons. The coding region runs from base 186 to 1586 and encodes 466 amino acids. The record is from RefSeq and is a predicted model, not a curated record.